UUUUCCCACCAUAUAAAUGACCACAAAAGUAAAAGUCAGCUGUAGAGAGAUAGCAUACUUAAGAAUAGAAAUUUCCCUAGAAAUAUAUACACAGUAGCAUCCGCGUGACAGCACAUCCUUCUUUAUCGCACCAUAAAUUCUUUCUUGCAAAGUUGAAAACGGAUAUUAUUUUGGUGACAUUCAAAUCUGUUAUUGAAUACAUAGAAUAAGUUAAUAAAUUGAAUAGUAUACUAAUAGAAUAUUUAUAGAUAUGUAUUAAAUAAUGUUGAAAGUUUUUCGCUACGUAAAUUUCUCUACUUCAAAUCAGUUUAUAAGAGGUCAAAACACUUGGCACAAAGUCAUAAUGAAAGAUGAACUGAUCCCACCAAGCAGACCUGAUCCAGUAAUUAAAAAAUUAGACAACCCUAUAUUUCAUUCUUUAUUUACACCUGAGCUUAAUAUCUUGGCAGAGUUAUUUAAAAAACGUAAUUAUGAAUUAAGGAUUGCUGGUGGUGCCGUCAGAGAUAUUUUGAUGGGUAUAAAACCGGCGGAUUUAGAUUUUGCAACAGAUGCUACUCCACAAGAAAUGAAACGUAUGUUUGAAGAAGAAAGUGUUAGAGUGCUUAAUACCAAUGGAGAAAAACAUGGUACAAUUACAUCAAGAAUAAAUGAUAAAGAAAAUUUUGAAAUAACCACACUCAGAAUUGACAAAGAAACUAAUGGUAGACACGCCCAAGUUGAAUUUACAAAAAACUGGAAAUUAGAUGCUCUUCGUAGAGAUCUUACAAUAAAUUCUAUGUUCCUUGAUCUUGAGGGAAAAAUUUAUGAUUAUUUUUUUGGUUAUGAUGAUUUGCAGAAGAGGAAAAUUGUUUUUGUUGGAAAUGCAUCACAAAGGAUUAAAGAAGAUUAUGUUAGAAUAUUAAGGUAUUUUCGAUUUUAUGGAAGGAUAGCAGAACAACCAGAUUUACAUGAUGAAGAAACAAUAACAGCAAUCAAAGAAAAUAUACAUGGUUUACAAGAUAUAUCUGGUGAAAGAAUUUGGAAUGAAUGGUCUAAAAUUCUUACUGGAAAUUAUGUAAAAGAGCUAACUUUAAAGAUGUUAGAAUGUGGUAUUGCUAGGUAUGUUGGUCUUCCAGAAGAUCCAAAUAUAAAAAAUUUUGAAGAUGUUUGUGAAGCAUCUAAGAAAAACAAUAUUGUUUUACGACCUAUUACUUUUCUUGCUAUGAUGUUAAGAAAUCAAAAUGAAGUAAUUCAACUACAUAACAGACUAAAGCUUUCUGCAUUUGAAAGGGACUUAGCAUUCUUUCUAGUUCGGUUUUGGGAAGAAAAUCCAUCAGUAGAUGCUUUGAAGUUUUAUAAAAAGAUUCUUGUUCAUUGGAAAGGCAAUAUUCGUAAUGGAAGAAGUUAUAUCUGUGAAUUACUUUUAUGCAAGCAGCAAUAUAAUCUUGCUAAAGAACUGGAAAAUACAGUAAUACCUAGAUUUCCAGUUAGUGGAGAUAAAUUGAAAGAACAUGUUAAAACAGCAAGGACAAUAGGAAUCAUUAUUAAAGAGUUGAAAAAUAUUUGGUUGGAUAAAAAUUUCAAAAUGACCGCAGAAGAAUUACUUCAAGAAGUACCCAGAAUUGUUAGCGAAUUAGAAGAUAAAUGUUGCUAUAAAAAAAAUUAAAAAUUAUUAAUUGUAGAAACAAAAUAUAUAUUAAAAUUGUAUGGUAUUUUCACUGCA
Messenger RNA from Megachile rotundata (alfalfa leafcutting bee), 1702 nucleotides. RefSeq names its product CCA tRNA nucleotidyltransferase 1, mitochondrial. Gene Ontology annotation, cellular component: mitochondrion. The record is from RefSeq and is a predicted model, not a curated record. Lineage: Eukaryota; Metazoa; Arthropoda; Insecta; Hymenoptera; Megachilidae. Gene Ontology annotation, molecular function: nucleotidyltransferase activity; tRNA binding. Gene Ontology annotation, biological process: tRNA 3'-terminal CCA addition; mitochondrial tRNA 3'-end processing.